GCUUCUUACACACGCAUACAAGACACCACUGCAGUGCCUGUAUUUGAGGAAACACUCUGUUGCGCCAUCCGCCCUUGUCCAGCCCACUGCAACACGCUCGGCGGUCCCUCUCUCGUGCACUACUGACCACCUGCGUGACGUCUGGUGAUUGGUCACCGCCGAACACGCCUUGCGCAGACACACCGCACAGCACCAGACACAGCAUGCACCCGCUGUCGAGGUAGCAGAGGCCGGUGCAGUGACUGCAACCCUUAUCCAAACCAUGGUGGAGCUCUCGCCCGGCGCCAGCGUUGCUCUCGGAGUGAUCGUGGGCCUCCUCUCCACCAGCGUCCAGAGCAUCGGCCUGACGCUGCAGCGAAAAUCCCACCUGCUCGAGGAAGAGAAGGAAGACGACUAUGACCGCCGCCCGCCCUACAAGCGCCGGCGCUGGCAGCUGGGCAUGCUCAUGUUCAUCGUGGCGAACGUCGUAGGCAGCACCAUCCAGAUCACCACCCUGCCGCUGCCCGUCCUCUCCACCCUGCAGGCGUCCGGCCUCGUCUUCAACUCGAUAUGCGCCUCCAUCAUCCUCCACGAGCCCUUCACGCGCUACUCCUUCGUCGGCACCUUGCUCGUCGCUGUCGGCGCCCUCCUCAUAGCCCUCUUCGGCGCCAUCGCUGAGCCCUCGCACAAUUUAGACCAGUUGCUGGCAUUAUUGGGCAGACACCACUUCAUCGUGUGGAUGGUCAUGACUGGCGUUGUCGUCGUCAUGCUGCUGGUCGCCAAUUGGGUCCUUCAACGCAUCUACCCCCGCGCAACUCCGCGCCUGCGCCUGGUCCGAGGCAUGUUCUACGGAUGCGUAAGCGGCAUUCUCUCGGCGCACUCGCUACUCAUAGCGAAGAGCGCAGUCGAGCUGCUGGUCCGCACCAUUGUCGACCGCCACAACCAGUUCGACCGCUGGCAGUCUUGGAUGAUUCUGAUAGGACUGGUCGUCUUUGCCCUGACGCAAUUGUACUAUAUGCACUGUGGGUUGAAGCUGGUCAGCACGAGCGUGCUCUACCCUCUUGUGUUCUGCAUUUACAACAUCAUCGCUAUCAUUGACGGCCUGAUCUACUUCCACCAGAGCGAACGCCUUUCGAGCUUGCAUGCCGGUCUCAUCGCGAUGGGCACUAUUAUACUCCUGGCAGGCGUGGUCUGCCUCAGCUGGAGACUGGAGGAGAAUGAAGAAGACAUCACGUCGCCUGUAUCGACAAAGCACCCAGGACACGUACCAAUGCCACAGUCUGCGCUCGAGCCUGGUUUGGGCCUCUUGCAUGCACAACCAUUCGAAGAGCCAGACGAUCCUCUGGAUAUCGAAGCAGCCCCACCAGGACUCCACGGAGCCGCCACCGAACAAGCAAAACGUAAAUCAGUUGACGAAAGAACGCCACUAUUAGCACGAGCUGGCACUGGACCGGCAUACACCGUUGCAUCGCGGGCGAAACAGACUCCCAGGCUAGACACGAACACUCACAGCCCUCGAGCGAGCCCAAGACCCCAGAGAAGACGAAGGAUGACAAUAUCCGAGGAGACAAGCGAGAUCUGGAAUGAGCUAAAUGACAGAGACUCACUUCCCUCGCCGAAUCUUCGUCGAUCUGUAGAAUCAGAUCGCAGACCAAGAGCCGGAACACUCCCCAGGCAGAGACAAAACACACAGUCAGCCUGGUUAGACCAGAUGCGCAGACGCUCAUGGUUCGAUGGCAUCAGUGCAGGCUCGCAGCGCAGUCACAGUGCGUCACAAGGCAAGAAGCGCUCAGACAGCUCGUCUGCGUUGCUCGACCAUCCUGAUCCAGAAGACGACGACCACUCUGACUCAGAUCUGGUUGCACAUAGGAGUGGGACAUGGGGGUUUGGGGGAGGUACACGCAGCAGUAAACGUGAAGGACCUGGUGACUGGCUGAAGCUGCGCUGGUGGAGGAAGAGACUGCAAGGCGAGACUGAUGACGAGCAUGAAGAUACAAGGAGUAGAGGUGCAUGAUGUUCGGAUAUGAUCCAAAAAUUUGAAUAGAAGCAUCAUCCAUACAUUCGAAAGAGCCACUCGCAGUCAUUCCAACUCGAACGUCUUGAGCUAGGCUUGUAACGCUACUUUGGGAUGACGAAGUCAACUUGUAUUGCAUGCCUUAGGAAAACAUUGGUCAAAACUGUAUUCAUCUGCAUUGAAGCACUCUUGUAC
Didymella exigua CBS 183.55 is the source of this 2188-nucleotide messenger RNA. RefSeq lists its product as uncharacterized. The record is from RefSeq and is a predicted model, not a curated record. Gene Ontology annotation, biological process: magnesium ion transport. Lineage: Eukaryota; Fungi; Ascomycota; Dothideomycetes; Pleosporales; Didymellaceae. Gene Ontology annotation, cellular component: membrane. Bases 263 to 1993 code for a protein of 576 amino acids. Gene Ontology annotation, molecular function: magnesium ion transmembrane transporter activity. The transcript is spliced from 2 exons.